Messenger RNA from Drosophila hydei, 843 nucleotides. RefSeq lists its product as uncharacterized. The record is from RefSeq and is a predicted model, not a curated record. Lineage: Eukaryota; Metazoa; Arthropoda; Insecta; Diptera; Drosophilidae. Bases 1 to 843 code for a protein of 280 amino acids. The transcript is spliced from 3 exons.
AUGUCCGGGCAGCCGCCGUUGCUGCUGCUGCUGUUCAUCAGCUUUGGCUGCAUAGCAGCCACAUUCGCUCAGAGCUUGACGCUGCCCACGCGGCAGCUGCUAGCGCCCAGCCUGCGCUUUGCCGAGAGCUUCGAGACAUUCGAUGGCAACGAGGCGGACGAAGACGAUGCCGGCACAGGCGAGCAGCUAAGGCAGCUGCUGGGACAGCAGCUGACCAACGCUGUGGCGCCACUGACAGCUGCACCACUCGCCGUGCUGAGCCGCCGACAGCCGGGCAUUGUGGCGCCAAGAUCCGCCACGGAUGCUGCCCAGCUCUUCGCUGACUCAGCUGAAUCUGACGAAUUCAGCGGAGAGGACAGCGAAGAGACAGACAACGACCCGGAUACAAAUACAGAUGCGGACACAGAUGCGGACACAGAUACGGACACAGAUGCGGACACAGAUACGGACACAGACACGGGCCCAGCACAGGAACCAGAGCAGGUGCCGCAGCAGGUGCCACAGCAGGUGGCACAGCAGGUGCCGCAGCAGGACUACAAUCCAUAUCGCGACAACUUCAACGACCGCAACGAGGAUGGCAGCUACGUUUUUGGCUACUCGCUGCCAAAUGGCGUACGCCGCUGGGAGCGCGGCUUCUUCUCAGAGCAACAGCACCAUGGUCUGGUGGUCGAAGGCUUCUACGCCCAGCCACGGCACUACGGUCACAGCAUACAGUACGAGCUGCGCUGCUAUCGCGCCGAUGCCCAUGGUUAUCACCCGCUGGCAGUGGAGUAUCUACAGCAGCCGCCACGAGUGCGUCGCUAUGAGCUGCCCAAUGUGAGCUGCUUGAACUUGAGUCGAUAA